GGACCCCACGAGCCGGCCUCCCCCUCGGCCUUCCUCUUCCCCGUCGGGCGCCCAGCCCGCCCCGGCGUCCUGACCCGGUCACGAGGGCCGCCACAGCUCGCCCUUCUCCCGGCCACCCCGCCCCGCCGCAGCGCGGCAGGGAUGCCCCUGCCCUUCCCGGCGGCCUCGGGCCCCUCCACCUGCUCGCUGGGGAAGAGGACAGGCCAAGGAGAAGCUGACACACCCGGAGCCCUCCAACUUUGACCCCAACAUGCAAGGCCCAUCCAGCAGCCUGCCAGCUGAGCUCAGCCUGGACGACUUCAUCCCCAGCCACUUCCGGGCCUAUGCAGGGUCAACCUUGCGGGGGUCACGGGUGCCUGUGAUCCGGAAUGGUGGCUCCAACACCCUUAAUUUCCAGUUCCACGACCCUGCGCCCAGGACUGUGUGCAAUGGCUACACCACCUCACCAAGGAGAGAUGCUUCACGGCACCCAGACCCUGCAUGGUAUCAGACCUGGCCAGGCCCUGGGAGCCGGCCCUCUUCAAGCCCAAAGACCCCUGCCUCUCAGCAUGCCCAGAGCUGGUCAGCCACGUGGACCAGGGACAACAAACAUCGGGACAAGCGCUGGGUCAAGUAUGAAGGAAUUGGGCCUGUGGAUGAGAGCGGCAUGCCCAUUGCCCCCCGAUCUAGUGUUGGCAGCCCCAGAGACUGGUAUCGGCGAAUGUUCCAGCAGAUUCACCGGAAAAUGCCAGACCUGCAGCUGGACUGGACCUUGGAAGAUCCACUCAAAGGGAUUUCCUCCUGUGCCUCCUCUGCAGAGCCCAGGUAUCCGGGGCCCCAGCAAAGACCUGCCUCCAGGACUGGCCACCAGCCAGUGACUCCUAGUGGCAGAAGCUGGGAACACCCUGAAGAGACACCUAGAAGCACCUUAAACUAUAAUGCUGGAGCAGCCUCGGGGCUCCAGUCUACAAACCAGGUGUCCAAACGCCGAGAGAAGGUGGAGAAUGUUUGGACAGAAGAUUCCUGGAACCAAUUUAUGCAAGAAAUAGAGACUGGGCAGAAGCCCAAGAAACCACUGGUGGAUGACCCUGUGGAGAAGAGCUCCCAGCCCAUCGAGAUUCUGCUGGAGCGAGAGCUGGCCAAGCUGAGCGCGGAGCUGGACAAGGACCUGCGGGCCAUCGAGAGCCGGCAGCCGUCUCCCAAAGCAGCCAUCUCGGGGAGCACCCCCUCCGCAUCCCCCAACAUAGCUUCUUCCUCCAUGACGCUCCUCAAGAGCUCGCCGGCGCCCCGACGGACCCCGGAGCAGCGGCUCCCGGCCAGCCCCGCCACCGCCUGGAGGUCCAGCUCCCCGCAUGCACCUUAUCUGGGUCCCUCCCGACCCCUGAGCCCCCACAGAAUGGCAGAUGGAGGAGGAAGCCCCUUCUUGGGUCGUAGAGAUUUUGCCUACCCUUCUUCAGCCCGAGAGUCUAGUGCUCGGGAAAGAGGGAGCAGCCCAGUCAGGAAGGAAGAGAAGAGGAAGGCCGCGCGGCUCAAGUUCGACUUCCAAGCACAGUCCCCCAAGGAGCUUACUCUGCAGAAGGGUGACAUUGUGUACAUCCAUAAGGAGGUGGACAAGAACUGGCUGGAGGGCGAGCACUAUGGCCGGAUGGGCAUCUUCCCCGCCAAUUAUGUGGAGGUGUUGCCUGCGGAUGAGACCCCCAAGCCCAUCAAGCCCCCCACCUACCAGGUGGUGGAGUACGGAGACGCUGUGGCCCAGUACAACUUCAAGGGAGACCUGGAGGUGGAGCUGUCUUUCCGCAAGGGGGAGCGCAUCUGCCUGAUCCGCAAGGUGAACGAGAACUGGUACGAGGGGCGCAUCACGGGCACCGGCCGCCAGGGCAUCUUCCCCGCCAGCUACGUGCAGGUGAACCGUGAGCCCCGGCUCCGCUUCUGCGACGACGGCGGCCCCCAGCUCCCCGGGUCUCCCCGCCUGACCGCAGCCGCUGCCCGCAAGGCCCGCCGCCCCGGCUCCCCAUCGGCGCCCCGCAGCCCCACAGACCCCACCGACUGGGGGGGCCGGACCUCCCCCCGCCGCAGCGGCUUCUCCUACCCUGCGCCGGAGCCCAGACCCCAGACACAGAGUGUUGGCCCUUCUGGGACAGCCCAGUCCCGCCCUCGAAGCCCCAGCCGGCCUCUAGAUCUUGGGGUCUCCUCUUCCAGCACCUCACAGAUACACUGGACCCCGUACCGGGCCAUGUACCAGUACAGGCCCCAGAAUGAGGACGAGCUGGAACUGCGUGAGGGGGACCGGGUAGACGUCAUGCAACAGUGUGACGAUGGCUGGUUUGUGGGUGUCUCCCGAAGAACCCAGAAAUUUGGGACAUUCCCUGGAAAUUAUGUAGCCCCAGUGUGAGUGAUCCAUCUUCAGGGCACCUUGGAGCCAGCAUGGUUGGGGUGGGGAGUAGUAGCACUUGUAAGAGGGAGCGAGGCUCCCCCACAUCCUCCUUCCCAGGACCUACAUUCCCAGCAUCUGCAGAGACCCCAGCAGCCUUUUCUUGGAGCCCCUCGAAGCCUCCUGGACUGAUUCCCACCACAACUCACAGGCAUUCCUCUGACAGCCUCUUUAUCCCCCCCCCCCCCAAAUACAGACGUCUGCUUUGAAGUGGAAACUGACUCCAGGCCUUAUUGAGACCAGACCCCUGAGUCUGAGUCCCCUCUUGCGCCCUCCCCCAACAUUUCCCCUAACAGGGACCGGCUCCCAGCUUCACCCCCAUGGGGUUCCACUAACAAGGACCAGUUCCUUACCCUGGCAGAGACCAAAGGCCUUCUGGGGGUCUACAGAGCUCCCCCCAUUUUGCCAGCUUGCCUGUUUCCCCUUUGCCUUCUGGACUCCAUCUGGGCCUAGGAGCAAGUUGGGGGACAGAGGCUGUACCUCCUCAGCCUUCCAGGCCUAGCAAGAGGUUUUGCCUCAAGGCUUCCCCUCUCAGAGGCUGCUGAGCCCUGGGUUCUGCUGCUGUGCGAGCUCUGCUGGCUUAGCCCCACUAUUUACAGGCAAACCUGCUUGUCCCCCCCAGCCCCUCCCCCGCCAGUUCCCCAGCCCUCCCCAGUGUCCCGGUUCCUUCUGGAAGGGAAU
Dipodomys spectabilis (banner-tailed kangaroo rat) is the source of this 3091-nucleotide messenger RNA. It is a transcript of the gene Sorbs3, whose product is annotated as sorbin and SH3 domain containing 3. The transcript has 21 exons. Gene Ontology annotation, molecular function: protein binding. Bases 251 to 2371 code for a protein of 706 amino acids. The record is from RefSeq and is a predicted model, not a curated record. Lineage: Eukaryota; Metazoa; Chordata; Mammalia; Rodentia; Heteromyidae.